Messenger RNA from Prorocentrum cordatum, 324 nucleotides. Lineage: Eukaryota; Dinophyceae; Prorocentrales; Prorocentraceae. The record is from the annotation of a GenBank genome assembly.
AUGUUCAAAAUCCCCUCCGGCUUGCUGCACCCAGGUGGCAAGCCAGCGAGGGCUGGAAAGCCAGACACCUCCAGCACGACGGGUGGCGUUCUGUAUCGCGCCGCCAGUUCGCCCGCCACCGCCCCCGCCCCGCCGCCCGCCCGAAAGUUCCACCCACCGAUGACCUCGGCUGGAAUAUAUGUCCAGUGCCGGGCCUCCAGGUGCCCGAUGCGCCCCAGGCCGUCGCAGGACGGAGGAGGAGGAGCAGCAGGAGGAGGGGAGGAGGAGGAUGGGGAGGAGGAGGAGGAGGCCUCGCCCUCCCAGGGUGCUGCCCAGCGGGGAUGA